AUGGGUCUCAUCAACAAGAUCGAACACAAGAUUUCAGAAAAGAUGCACGGCGGACACCAACAACCUCAGCACGGCGAGCACGGCGGACCUGGCGGUCCCGGAGGACCUGGCCCUCACGGCGGCCAAGGUGGUCCCGGCCCUCACGGCGGUCCCCACGGCGGCGGUAAUGGUCCCCACGGUGGUCAGGGAGGUCCUGGUGGCCCUCACGGUGGCCAAGGUGGCCAAGGUGGUCCUGGUGGCCCUGGCGGUCCCGGUGGCCCCGGAGGACACGGAGGUCCUCACGGUGGUGGCCACGGUGGUCCUCACGGCGGCCCCGGUUUCUAA
Molecule: messenger RNA, 324 nt
Organism: Pestalotiopsis fici W106-1
Lineage: Eukaryota; Fungi; Ascomycota; Sordariomycetes; Amphisphaeriales; Sporocadaceae
Exons: 2
Coding region: 1-324 (107 amino acids)
Source: RefSeq, a predicted model, not a curated record